Talpa occidentalis (Iberian mole) is the source of this 1724-nucleotide messenger RNA. RefSeq names its product gasdermin-C-like. The coding region runs from base 84 to 836 and encodes 250 amino acids. Gene Ontology annotation, molecular function: phosphatidylserine binding; phosphatidylinositol-4,5-bisphosphate binding; phosphatidylinositol-4-phosphate binding. NCBI's taxonomy places the organism in Eukaryota, Metazoa, Chordata, Mammalia, Eulipotyphla, Talpidae. The record is from RefSeq and is a predicted model, not a curated record. Gene Ontology annotation, biological process: pyroptotic inflammatory response; defense response to bacterium. The transcript is spliced from 9 exons.
UCCAAAGCUCUGUCUUCAGUCAGGGUGAAGGAAAAGGCAAGUACCAAAAGCAGAGCAAUCUGGUGCUGAGUCUACAGAAGGGCAUGGUGAUGGCCUACAAGAAGAAGCUGCUGGUUUUUAGGAAUGAUGGUUGGGAUAUUGUUGAUGACUUAGAUGACAAGGGGGAAAGCUUUCCAGAAGAAGAAAUAAAAUAUCAUCCUAUUUGUCCCAUCCCCACAAUAGGAGGCAUAGAGGAACCCUUCGGACAAAAUUUCGAGCGCAUGACAGAAGAGGUUUCCAUCAGAGUGAGGAAAGUGGCUUCGCUGUCAAGGAAGAUUCAGGGCAUCAUAUUUGUUAAUAUCCAAGCUAUGCUGCGGGACCGACAGGCUCUGCAGGACCUCAUGGACAUGCUUGGCCAGGAGAAGCCCCUAGGUCAUUUGAAUGGCCCUGGUGCCACCAUCCUGGAUGAGCUGGCAAGGAUCCCAGAAGAUCCACAUGUUGACGCAGGGGAACUCAUCCUUUACCUGCUUGAAGCCAUAAUGGUGCUGAGUGACACCCAACAUGCUCUGCUGGCCCAGUCCAUGGAGAAGAGGAUCCUGCUCCAUCAGCGGGAGCUGGUACGGAGCAUCCUGGAGCCCAACUUCAAUUACCCUGGGUGCAUUCCUUUCACCCUGGACCCGCAGCUCCUCGCCCCACUGCAGGAUGAGGGUGUGGCCAUCACCUAUGGGCUGCUGCAGGAGUGUGGGCUGAGGAUGGAGCUGAAUAACCCCAGGUCCAACUGGGAUCUGGGAGCCAAGGAGCCCCUGUCUUCCCUGUAUAUGUCCCUGUGUCUGCUGCAGCAGCUGAGUGAGGCCUGAGCUCUCCUGGGGUGCAAUGAGUCCAGGGAGGUCAACCCCACCCAUCUGUGCUGUGGUAUCCUUGUGGGCUCAGGGUGUUUUGGCCCCGCCUCUCUGCCUUUCAUGGUUGGACCAACAGGGACAUGAGGGAACAUUUUGGGGUGAUGGAAAAUCUGCCUUGCUCCCAAUUCAUUAUUGGUCAAAACUCACCAUAGUAUCCGGAGGAAUGGAGCAUUUCAUUGCAUGUAAAUUUUACUUUGAAACAGUGUAAACUGAUGUUGAGUUUUAGUGACUAUGAAUUGUGAAGUGGUUCCAGUGAAUUGUGUUGAUAACUAUAACUUACUUUGAAAUGCAUCAGAAAAUCAGGUGUAGGGGUCUCCCUGGUAGGCUAGGGGUUAAGUCUCAGCGCCAUCACCUCUGUGGCCUGAGUUCGAUACCCGGCCAGGGAGGUAACCUACAUGGCGUGGCAGACCUCUCCUGUCUCCCCUCAGGGGUGCAUUUCAGUAGAUCUGCCUGCUCUGCUCCCCACUCUGUCUCUGGUGAAUCCUCUCACCCCUUCACACCCCUGGUCUUCAUCCCAUUUUCCUUUGCACAAAUAAAUAUUUAAAAAAAAUCACGUCUAUUGAUUCAUGUAGAAGAGAUUUAUAUGACCAGGAAAUGUGGAACGUGUUGAAGAUAUGGGAAAUGGCUGUAAGAUAGACUAGAAUUCUCUUUUAUUCUUGAAAUAUUUUGUAAUCCAGAAAUUGUUUUGAAUAAAAACUGACCCCUUAAGUUGUGUUAAAAUGUAAAUAUACAUAUAAAGGAAUGAGAUGAGUGUAUGUUAUGAGUGUAUGUGCACACGGGUAUCGUGUAUAUAUGUUCACGUCUAUGAAUAUAUGUAAACACACAUAAAGAUACAGAUAGCCCAGA